Molecule: messenger RNA, 741 nt
Organism: Camellia sinensis
Lineage: Eukaryota; Viridiplantae; Streptophyta; Magnoliopsida; Ericales; Theaceae
Product: chaperonin-like RBCX protein 1, chloroplastic
Biological process (GO): ribulose bisphosphate carboxylase complex assembly
Molecular function (GO): protein folding chaperone
Source: RefSeq, a predicted model, not a curated record
AUAAAGAUAUACAGUUUCUGAGCUGAUAUCCCCAUCUAUGGAGUGCACCACAGUUCUCCCACUCUCUCAGCUCUCUUUUUUCCCUCCAAAACCCUGCAACAGACAAAACAGAGCUUAUCCUUCAAGGCCAUGGAAGCAGAGGACUUCUCAACCGACUCGUUUCAACUGUCAAAAGAUGUAUGUCCCCGGGUUUGGAGAAGCAUCACCUGAAGCCAAGGCAGCCAACAACCUCCAUCAUUUCUUCACUUAUGUCGCAGUUAGUAUUGUUACUGCACAGCUCCAGAGCUAUAACCCCGAGGCAUAUAAGGAGUUGAUGGAAUUUUUGAGUAGGCACUCGUUGAGUGACGGCGACAAGUUUUGUGCAGAUUUGAUGAGGGAGUCUUCUCGGCAUAAGAGUUUAGUUCUGACUCUUGAGAAUUUUGCAUGUCUUGUCAUCGGAUAUGUGGGAAUUACAAAUGACUAUUGUGUGGCAGCUUUGCGCAUAUUAGAGGUUAGAUCUGCAUAUUGCAAGAAUGAUUUUGAGUGGGACAACUUAGAGCGAUUAGCAACUAAGAAGGUUGACGAAUCCAACACGAGACUCAUGAGGGAUUAUGUUUUGGAAACUAUUCACGGGGAAAGCUAGAGCAAAAAUGAUGUGUGUAUAAUUUGUUGUAAUUCACAUAUGCAUGGAACGGAUAAUGGAUUUUGUCAUAAUAAAUUACAAUAAUUUAUAUUGGGCAGUUAAAGUGCUCCUGGCAUACA